AUGGGGAAAAAUAGGAAUAAAGCUAUAGACAUCUCUAAAGAAGAGUUGAUGGUAAGAGCUGUCGCAGAAAUCAUCAAUGAACUUAUAAAAGCACACAAUCAAAACAAAGAUGUAGAUCUAAAUAAGCUGAAGACAAGAAUUGCAAGCAAACAUGGAAUGCCUAAUCAGCCCCGACUAGUUGACAUUAUUGCUGCAGUUCCACAGGAAUAUAAAAAGGUUUUGCUACCCAAACUUAAAGCAAAACCCAUCAGGACAGCUAGUGGGAUAGCUGUUGUGGCAGUGAUGUGCAAGCCACACAGGUGUCCACACAUUGCUAUGACUGGGAAUAUCUGUGUAUAUUGCCCUGGAGGACCUGACUCAGACUUUGAAUACUCUACACAGUCAUAUACUGGUUAUGAGCCAACCUCAAUGAGGGCUAUUCGAGCAAGGUAUAAUCCAUACCUUCAGACUCGCCAUCGAGUAGAGCAGCUGAAGCAGCUUGGUCACAGUGUUGACAAAGUAGAGUUUAUUGUGAUGGGAGGCACCUUUAUGAGCCUUCCAGAUGAUUACCGUGACUACUUCAUACGCAGUCUUCACGAUGCUUUGUCAGGACACUGUAGCAGCAAUGUGGAUGAGGCUGUAAAGUACUCAGAAAAGAGUAUGACAAAGUGCAUUGGCAUAACCAUUGAAACCAGACCAGACUAUUGUCUAAAGAAGCAUCUCAGUGACAUGCUUCGGUAUGGAUGCACUCGACUGGAAAUUGGUGUCCAGAGUGUAUACGAGGAUGUUGCAAGGGACACCAACAGAGGUCACACAGUCAGAGCUGUGUGCGAAUCAUUUCAAAUGUCUAAGGAUGCAGGAUUUAAGGUUGUUGCUCACAUGAUGCCUGACCUGCCCAAUGUUGGGUGGGAGAGAGAUAUUGAGCAAUUCAUUGAAUUCUUUGAAAACCCAGCAUUCCGAGCUGAUGGACUGAAAAUCUACCCAACGCUUGUGAUCAGAGGAACAGGGCUGUAUGAGUUGUGGAAGACUGGACGUUACAAGAGUUACCCACCAAGCAUGCUUGUUGACCUGAUUGCACGUAUCUUAGCCCUUGUUCCACCUUGGACACGUGUCUAUCGAGUUCAGCGAGACAUUCCCAUGCCACUUGUUACAUCAGGCGUAGAGCAUGGUAAUCUGCGAGAGCUGGCAUUGGCUCGCAUGCGUGACCUUGGUACACAGUGCCGUGAUGUUCGUACACGAGAGGUUGGCAUUCAGGAGAUUCACCACAAAGUCAAACCUUACGAGGCAGAGCUGGUUAGACGAGAUUAUGUUGCCAACAGCGGAUGGGAAACUUUCUUGUCUUACGAAGAUCCUGAGCAGGACAUACUGAUUGGACUAUUGCGACUGCGAAAGUGCUCAGAGGACACCUUUCGCCCAGAACUGCGUGAUGGCUGUUCCAUUGUCCGAGAGCUUCAUGUGUAUGGCAGUGUUGUGCCAGUCCAUGCCCGUGACCCAACCAAGUUCCAGCACCAGGGUUUUGGCAUGCUUCUGAUGGAAGAAGCUGAGCGGAUUGCUCGUGAAGAGCAUGGCUCAUCCAAAAUUGCAGUCAUUUCAGGUGUUGGCACUCGUAAUUACUACCGGAAGAUUGGCUAUGAACUGGAAGGCCCAUACAUGACCAAGUCUCUAUUGUGAUGGAAAGACACACAGUCCUUUCACAGUUUCACGUGAAACAUGCAGUGAACUCAUGUGUGAGAAUGGAAAUGUGCAGAGACGGAGGCAUAUCGAGGCAGUCAACAUUUUGUUAACUUCUAUGUGAUAUUAAAAUAUUGACAUUUCAUUUUGCCUGCAUGAAGAUGUAUGAAAUAUGUUAUCUUGGUAAGAAAGAUAUUCUUGUUUUAUCUUGAAGUGUUGUAAAGGGUUCAUUAAGAUAAAAAAGGACCUCUUAUUCUCCUGAAGAGGUGCAAGUUGUUUAUUGUUCUAAAUUCCUAAGUAUCUUCUUGACAGAUUUUAAAGAAUCCAGUUUAAACCUGCUCGCCUCGUCUGCAGACCUUCUAGAUAUGAACAUACAUCACCUGUCAUAGCAUCUUUUCACUAGCUGCCAGUCGGGGAUCGUAUAGCAUACGAACUUUUCACUUUGACUUGCACUGGUCCUCGGUACCUCUCCAAACUCCUAUUUAUACACCCGCAUGACUUCUUCGCUCAUCUUCUGACACCAAGCCUCUGCGAGUCCCACUAACUAAAACAAAGACAUAUGGACAGAGGUAUUUCUCCUACCAAGCACCAUCAAGUUGGAACGGAUUACCCGUCAGCCUUCGACACUGAUUCUUUUACCACCUUUAAGUCUAAACGUAAGAUGCAUCUUUUCAGAACGACCCUUUGACCCUGUCCUGACCAUGAGGGUACAUAACGUGUCUGUAAUUUACUUUGUGUAUGGGUGUGUGUUGUAGAAGUGAGCGUGUUAUAUGGGUGCAUUGUUGUUGGUGAGUCUAUAUAUCAUUUAUGUAAAGCGCUCUGAGCAAAUCUUUGGAAAAGCGCUAUAUAAAUCCUCCUCCUCAUCAUCAUUAUUAUUCUUGCGUUACUUGAUAGUUUUGCAUAAGAUAAGAAUGACUCAUGACCCAAGAUUAUUAAUCUGUACCCCUCUAAGGCAGAGGUGGGCAAAGUUUUCUUUUUGCGAGCCGGUCUCAAAAUUUUAAGCUAGUCAGCGGAACCCAAGUCAAGUGACUACACAACACACCUAGUGAUGAUGUAAUGGACAACAAAUGAGUACUCAAUGGCGUUCACUUACCGAAUUUAUUGUGUAAGUUGUUUGAAUUCGCUCACAAUAAAACUUUAAAACCAGCCUUUCCUUUGA
Pomacea canaliculata is the source of this 2809-nucleotide messenger RNA. RefSeq names its product elongator complex protein 3. The record is from RefSeq and is a predicted model, not a curated record. Lineage: Eukaryota; Metazoa; Mollusca; Gastropoda; Architaenioglossa; Ampullariidae. Gene Ontology annotation, molecular function: iron-sulfur cluster binding; acyltransferase activity, transferring groups other than amino-acyl groups. The transcript is spliced from 16 exons. Gene Ontology annotation, biological process: tRNA wobble base 5-methoxycarbonylmethyl-2-thiouridinylation. Gene Ontology annotation, cellular component: elongator holoenzyme complex; cytoplasm; nucleus. The coding region runs from base 1 to 1650 and encodes 549 amino acids.